GGGCUAAGGGAUGAGCUGGGGCCCUCCUUCCCAAUGGCAUCUCCCCCUGGUCUGGAACUGAAGACACUGAGCAGUGGUCCCCAGACCCCAAGGAGACCGGCUCCUCUAGGCCUCGUGGCCCCAUCCAGGCAGGGUGUGGAGAACGCCUGCUUCUCCUCGGAGGAGCAUGAGACCCAUUUCCAGAACCCUGGGGACAUCAGACUCGGCAGCUCCCCCAGCCCUCCCGGGGGUGUACCCUCAAGGCCCCGAUCCCAGCGGGAUGACCUGUCCCUGCAUUCAGAAGAAGGGCCAGGCCUGGAGCCCGUGAGCCGCCCAGUGGAUUAUGGCUUUGCUUCUGCUCUGGUUUUCCUGGUGAGUGGGAUCCUCCUGGUGGUGACAGCGUAUGCCAUUCCCCGUGAGGCCCAUGUCAACCCGGACUCGGUGACAGCGCGGGAGAUGGAGCGACUAGAGAUGUACUACGCCCGCCUGGGCUCCCACCUGGACAAGUGCAUUAUCGCGGGGCUGGGGCUGCUCACAGUGGGCGGCAUGCUCUUGUCCGUGCUGCUGAUGACCUCCCUGUGCAAGGGCGAGCUCUACCGCCGGCCGACCUUCGUCCCCUACAGGGGCUCCAGGAAGACCUAUGGCUCCAUUAACCUGCGCAUGAGACAGCUCAGUGGGGAUGGGGGCCAGGGCCUGGUGGAAAACGAAGUUGUCCAGGUCUCAGAGACCAGCCGUACCCUCCAGGGGUCUUAAUUAGGAGCUCCCCUGAUCUGAAACCCAAGGCUACAAGCCCCCCAAGGCCUUGGGUUUUAGACUGAGCUCCACACAGGGGCCUGGGGCAGGAGUCUUGGGUGCUGGAAGGGGAGGCCAGGGCCGGGCUCAGGCUCCCCUGC
Molecule: messenger RNA, 872 nt
Organism: Myotis lucifugus (little brown bat)
Lineage: Eukaryota; Metazoa; Chordata; Mammalia; Chiroptera; Vespertilionidae
Gene: TMEM74B
Product: transmembrane protein 74B
Exons: 1
Coding region: 34-732 (232 amino acids)
Source: RefSeq, a predicted model, not a curated record